Opisthocomus hoazin is the source of this 1272-nucleotide messenger RNA. Lineage: Eukaryota; Metazoa; Chordata; Aves; Opisthocomiformes; Opisthocomidae. The record is from RefSeq and is a predicted model, not a curated record.
AUGCACAAAGCGAAGAUGCAAAAUGAUGGCUAUCGAACUUUAUCCUUGUCCGGGCAUGUUGGUUUUGCUACAUUACCUGAUCAACUGGUUAAAAAAUCCAUCAAGCAGGGCUUCUGCUUCAGCAUUCUUUGCAUUGGGGAAACUGGAAGUGGGAAAUCAACCUUGCUAAACAGUUUGUUUAACACCAAUUUUGACGACCCUGUGUCAACGCAUUUUCUGCCAAGUGUACGACUUAGAGCCCAGACUCACGAACUCCAGGAAAGUAAUGUUCUUUUGAAGCUGACCGUUGUAAAUACAGUGGGAUUUGGUGACCAGAUAAACAAAGAAGAUAGCCAUCAGCCAAUAGUGGAUUAUGUAGAUGCACAAUUUGAAGCUUAUCUCCAGGAAGAACUGAAAAUUAAACGUUCUUUAUUUAGUUACCAUGAUACUGGCAUCCAUGUCUGCCUCUAUUUCAUUUCACCUACAGGCCAUUCACUAAAAGCUCUAGAUUUGUUAACCCUGAAAAGCCUAGACAGCAAGGUGAACAUUAUACCAAUUAUAGGCAAAGCAGACAGCAUGUCUGAAACCAAACUACAGAAGUUCAAGAACAAACUCAUGAGUGAAUUAAUUAGUAAUGACAUCCAGAUAUACCAGUUUCCAACUGAUGAUGAAACCGUUUCUAAAAUUAAUACCGUCAUGACUGGACACUUGCCAUUUGCUGUAGUAGGAAGUACAGAAGAGGUGAAAACUGGAAAUAAAAUGGUGAGAGCUCGUCAGUACCCUUGGGGCAUUGUACAAGUGGAAAAUGAGAACCACUGUGACUUUGUAAAACUUCGCAAGAUGCUUAUUUGCACAAAUAUGGAAGACUUAAGAGAGCAGACUCAUGCACGACAUUAUGAGUUGUACAGACGCUGCAGACUGGAAGAGAUGGGCUUCAGAGACAUUGGCCCUGAGAGCAAACCAGUCAGUCUACAGGAAGCCCAUGAGGCAAAGAGGCACGAGUUCUACCUUGAUCUGCAAAGAAAAGAGGAGAUGAGACAAUGGUUUGUGCAGAGAAUGAAGGAGAAAGAAGCAACGUGGAAAGAAGAGGAGCAACAGAUGCAGGCUAAAUUCAAACGUUGUAUGCUAAUGCAUCGAGAAAUGAAACUGAAAUUAGAGAAAAAGAAAAAAGUUCUAGAAGAUGAAAUAGCUAUGUUUAUUGAGAAGAAAGCUAAUGCUGAAUUACUCCAGUCACAAGCAUCUGUCUCUACCCCUGUUGUUAGUUUGAAGAGAGACAAGGACCGCAAAAAAUAA